UGUUUCUGUUGCUGUGUUGUGUACUUCAGGCUAGCUGGCCCUUGAACUUUGUCCAGUCUUCUGCACAGUGCUAGGAUUACAGCUGUGUGCCACCCCAUCAGCCUUUUUAAAGUGAGCUCCAGGGAGUGUUUGUGGCAAGCACUUUUACCUCUCUGGUCCAGUUCUUUGGGGUCUAUACUCAGAAUUAGAAUAGGUAGGUCAUACUGUGAUUUGAAUUUUUAAGGCGUUUUUUUCCAUAGCAGUUGUAUUGUGUUCUUCCUACCACUGAGAUAGAGAUCCGACCCAUAGCUCAUUCUUUUGUUAUGGCAGCCAUCCCAAUGGUCCUGAGGUAGGCGUGUAAGCUUUUAAUGAUAUAAACCCUGAAAGAAAUGUAACUGAGGCAGCUCUAAUGGGAAGCAGAUAGUAUAGGAGGGAACAGGAGUAUAUAUUUGUUGAUUCCUAUUAGAGAUCAAACCAACCAUGAUCGAAGAUAUUAAAAAAUGGUACUGAAUAUACAUAUAUUUUUCUUCUGAUUAGUCCAUAAACAAAAAGAAUAAAUAUAAUGUUUAAUAUUUAUAUUGUACUAAGUUAUCUAGAGGUGAUUUAAAGUGUAUGUUAUGUUAUAUACAAAUAUAAGCGGGGUGACUUGAACAUUUGUGAAUUUUCCAUGCCUGAGAGGAGUCCUGGAACCUUAGCACCAUGGAUACCAGGGAGAACUAGAUUUGGUUAAAUUGAAUUUGAAGGUAUUUUCUUUUCCACCUGCUCUUUUCUUAAUGGUGGGUGAUCCAGUAGCCUCCUGUCUUCCUUCACUGGACUUUUGACAUGGUUAAAGGGGAGGAGGGAGCUGCACACCGUGGUGGUCCUAGGUGGGGUAUUGUCAGAGUCUCUAUAGCUUCAGUUCCCUGAGUUUGGAGAAUGGGAGACACAUUCUUUUAACCAAACAGUAGUGAUCUGAUUGGCCACUGUGCGCUAUGUCUGCAGGACCCUCGGCUAUUCUGAGCAUGGUGGAAAUGAAUCUGCUUUUUAAAGAGAUAAAUAAAAACUACUACAUAUACUGGCCCUGCUGUACACAUGUACCCUACUGUGUUCUUACCAUGGCUGGCUCCUCUAGAGACCUCCCCUUCGUUCCUACCGCCUUUGCUCUCUCUGCCCUGUGAUUGCAGUUCCUUCCACUCUUCAGAGUCCUCCACCUCCAGCCUCUGCUCCCACUACUCAUGUCCGUCCCUUUCCCUUUCCUUUACUCCUUACUCUUGGUCUCACCCCUUCCCUUGCAGCACUCCUAUCUCCAUGCAUACAUGACUCUGCCUGCCCUAUUCCCAUGACUUAGUAGUGAGUGUCAGCGCACAUUGUGACACUCUAGGAACAACUGUGUCACAUAGGGUCUGUCCCUAUUGAUGACCACCCUUGUGGAAAAUGAGCUUAGAGUGCCUCCUCAGUUAGGGUACAGCGCAUUGAGGGCCCCACUCGUGAAAAGAGGAACAGCUGUUUGGGGCAACUUUGUUAACAUGAGCUUUCUGCUCAACAGGUCUAUCCAGGAAAAUGGUGAACUGAAGAUCGAAAGCAAGAUUGAAGAGAUUGUUGAACCAUUAAGAGAGAAAAUCAGAGAUUUGGAAAAAAGUUUUACCCAGAAAUACCCACCAGUAAAAUUUUUAUCAGAAAAGGACCGGAAACGGAUUUUGAUCACCGGAGGUGCAGGCUUUGUGGGCUCCCAUCUAACAGACAAACUCAUGAUGGAUGGCCAUGAGGUGACUGUGGUGGACAACUUCUUCACAGGCAGGAAGAGAAAUGUGGAACACUGGAUUGGCCAUGAGAACUUCGAACUGAUUAACCAUGAUGUGGUCGAGCCACUCUACAUUGAAGUUGACCAGAUAUACCAUCUGGCAUCUCCAGCCUCCCCGCCAAACUACAUGUAUAACCCCAUCAAGACACUGAAGACUAACACAAUUGGAACACUAAACAUGCUGGGUCUGGCAAAGCGCGUAGGUGCCCGUCUGCUCUUGGCCUCCACUUCCGAGGUAUAUGGAGAUCCUGAGGUCCACCCUCAAAGUGAGGACUACUGGGGCCACGUGAAUCCCAUUGGACCCCGAGCCUGCUAUGAUGAGGGCAAACGUGUUGCAGAGACCAUGUGCUAUGCCUACAUGAAGCAGGAAGGUGUGGAAGUACGGGUGGCAAGGAUCUUCAACACCUUUGGGCCACGAAUGCACAUGAAUGAUGGGCGGGUGGUCAGCAACUUCAUCUUACAAGCACUACAAGGGGAGCCACUCACAGUAUAUGGAUCUGGGUCUCAGACACGGGCAUUCCAGUACGUUAGUGAUCUGGUGAAUGGCCUGGUAGCACUGAUGAACAGCAAUGUCAGCAGUCCUGUCAACUUGGGAAAUCCAGAAGAGCACACAAUCCUGGAAUUUGCUCAGUUAAUUAAAAACCUUGUUGGUAGUGGAAGUGAAAUUCAGUUUCUCUCUGAAGCCCAGGAUGACCCACAGAAAAGAAAACCAGACAUCAAAAAAGCAAAGCUGAUGCUGGGGUGGGAACCUGUGGUCCCAUUGGAGGAAGGACUGAACAAAGCCAUCCACUACUUCCGGAAGGAACUAGAGUACCAGGCUAAUAACCAGUACAUCCCCAAACCUAAGCCUGCCAGAGUGAAGAAGGGCCGGACGCGCCACAGCUGAGUUAGCCUUAGGAUAUGAGACUGUUUUACCUUUGUGAGGUGGACUUUUGUGGGAUUUUUUUUUUUUUUUUUAAAGACUUAAACAGGUGUCAUGAAGAACAAACUGGAAUUUUAUUCUGAAGCUUGCUUUAAAGACAUUGAUGUGCCUAAAAGCUCCCGUGAAGUCUGCAGACUUUGCCUUGCACUUUUUAAAUCUGUCUUUUUUUAUGUACAACAGCCUAGCUGCAUCUCUGCUAUUUUCAGGUUUUGUAUCUUGCUGUUAGAGUGUAUGCUGUAACUGUCACUGACAGUUUUAUUUACUAGUUUCUUUGUGAAGCUGAAAAGAAACAUUAAAUGGGGUGGAAAAUGCCAAUUUUAUUUAUAAAAGUGGGUACUUAUAAAUGAGAUGUUACACUAUGCAUAAAGAAUAAAAAUCGUAGAGGUAUUGUCAGGUGGGUGGUGCACCAGUGUUUAUUUGGGGACAGAUGAAAGAACUCUGUUGGAAAGCUUUGUAUUUCUUUUUUAAUUCAGAAUUUUUUGAAGGUCUAGUUUUCAGUUGCAAACUUGACUUUGAAACAUCCCUGUUGGUUCUUGAUCAAAGAUAUUUGAAAUCACUACUGUGUUGUGCUGCAUAUUGGGGUUGGGGGGACAAUGUUAACAUAUUCUUGGUUAACCAUGGUUAAAUAUGCUAUUUUAAUAAAAUAUUGAAACUCAA
Mastomys coucha (southern multimammate mouse) is the source of this 3338-nucleotide messenger RNA. RefSeq names its product UDP-glucuronate decarboxylase 1 (gene Uxs1). The record is from RefSeq and is a predicted model, not a curated record. The transcript is spliced from 15 exons. Bases 1374 to 2645 code for a protein of 423 amino acids. Gene Ontology annotation, molecular function: NAD+ binding; UDP-glucuronate decarboxylase activity. Gene Ontology annotation, biological process: D-xylose metabolic process. Lineage: Eukaryota; Metazoa; Chordata; Mammalia; Rodentia; Muridae. Gene Ontology annotation, cellular component: cytoplasm.